AUGACUUACUCGGUAGCCUUCUUCGGCGCAACAGGUGGCUGCACCAACGCCUGCCUGGCCAGUCUCCUCCUCUUUUCCGACUACCAGGCCAUUGCUCUGGCACGCACACCCCAGAAACUAAUCGACUCCCUCAAAAAACAACCUGGUAUCACCGAUGCCGUCCUCGCCGAAAGACUACACAUCGUCAAGGGCGAUGCCACAGUUGCCGCAGACGUGAAGAGAACGCUUCUCUUCCAAGCCGAUGACGGCAAGACAGAGUCAAAACUGGUUGAUGCAAUCGUUUCUGGAAUCGGUGCCUACCCUCAACGCAAGAAAGGGACCUUGCUCACCUUUGAGAUGGAUAAUCCAAAGAUCACGGAACAAUCCACCACAGCACUGGUAUCUGCCAUGCGAGAAAUACACGCUGAGCAACACCCAGAACACAAGCCCACCGUAACAGUCAUCUCGACAACCGGUCUCGCCACACCCGCCGGCGCCAAAGAAGACGUCCCCUUCGGUCUACAGACGUUGUAUCAUCUUCUCGCCGAGCCACACAAGGAUAAGAAACGCAUGGAAGAAAUAAUUAGCGAAAAGGAGAAUGCCGCUCUAUUCCAGGGUGUGGUCAUUACGCGCCCUACGUUGUUGUAUGGUGAUGGUAUUGUGAUGGUGGACGGUGUCCAGAAGACGGUCAGGGCGGGAACGGAAGAUGCGCCUGCUCGGGGAUACUCGAUUGCGAGGACGGAUGUGGGUAAUUGGAUUUGGCAAAAUGUUUUGAAGAGUGAGGAGCAUGGCGAGAAGUGGUAUGGACGAAGGGUUUCUUUGGCUUAUUGA
This is a messenger RNA of Talaromyces marneffei, 810 nucleotides long. RefSeq lists its product as uncharacterized. The transcript has a single exon. Lineage: Eukaryota; Fungi; Ascomycota; Eurotiomycetes; Eurotiales; Trichocomaceae. The coding region runs from base 1 to 810 and encodes 269 amino acids. The record is from RefSeq and is a predicted model, not a curated record.